Messenger RNA from Erigeron canadensis, 1362 nucleotides. RefSeq names its product protein FAR1-RELATED SEQUENCE 5-like. Gene Ontology annotation, biological process: regulation of DNA-templated transcription. Lineage: Eukaryota; Viridiplantae; Streptophyta; Magnoliopsida; Asterales; Asteraceae. The coding region runs from base 1 to 1362 and encodes 453 amino acids. The record is from RefSeq and is a predicted model, not a curated record. The transcript has a single exon.
AUGAAAGAUAAGAGAAGAUUAGGUAAUGAUGUGGUAUGUCGUUGUAUCACAAGAACGGGGUGUAAAGCCAUGAUAAGAGUAACUCUCUUAAAACAAAGAGAAUGGGUCAUAGACAAGUUUUAUGAUAUACAUAAUCAUCCUUUAGAUCCUCCAUCACAUGUAUUAAAACAACGGUCACAUAGCAUUUUUCAUCGUUCUAACGAAUGUAAAGAUGCUGUAAGUUUGUUGUCAAAAGCAGGUCUAAGUGCUUCUCAAAUAACUAAGAUAGUGAAUGCUUUUAGAGGCAAUGAAGAGGAUAAGCUUAAACGUGUUCAAUGUUCUAAUAUCAUCAACAGCAAAAAGUUCAAUUUAGGUAGAGAAUGCCAUGGAAUCAUAAUGCAUUUCAAAGAAAAGGCUAAACAUGAUCAUGAUUUUUACUUUGAUAUGGACUUGAGUAAAGAUGGAACACUUAGAAGUGUAUUUUGGGCUGAUGGGAGAUCAAGGUCUUCUUAUUGUAACUUUGGUGAUGUUGUUGUUUUUGAUACGACUUACAAGACAAGUAAAUUUAGCUUGCCUUUUGCCCCAUUUGUUGGAGUCAAUCACCAUGGCCAAAGUAUAUUGUUUGGAGGUGCAUUGUUGGAAAAUGAAAGUGAGAUAACAUUUACCUGGUUGUUUAAGCAAUUUUUAAAGUAUAUGCAUGAAAGUCAUCCAAUUUCCAUUAUUACUGAUCAAGAUAUAGCCAUGGGUAAGGCUAUCGGUAAGGUUUUUCCUAAAACAAAACAUCGCUUUUGUGCUUGGCAUAUUCAAAAGCAUGUUUUGGAGCAUCCUCAACCAUUGCGGUCUCGGUUUGAUGAUUUUGAAGAUACAUAUAAUCAGUGGGUCAAGUGUCAAAAUGCUGAUGACUUAAAAUCACAAUGGAAAGACUUGAAGGAGAAAUACAAUAUAAUGGAUGAUAGUUGGCUGGGAAACAUGUAUAAGAUGCGUCAUUUUUGGGUGAAGACAUAUUUGAAAGAUACUUUUUUUGCAGGCAUGAUAACUAGUGGUCGAUGCGAAAGCAUGCAUUCUUUUUUUGAUGCUUUUGUGAACUCUAAAACCAUGUUAAGUGAUUUUGUACUUCAAUAUGAUAGAGCAGUAAGUUCACGAAGAGAUGUAGAAGAAGAUGAAGAUUUCCGAACUUUAAACUCAAAACCUACUUUAGAUACUGAUCAUCCAAUUGAAGCAAUGGCGGCUAAGUGCUAUACACGAAAUAUUUACGAUAUAUUCAAGAAAGAAUGGAAGGCUACUUCUGAUUGCGGACAUGAAAAAAUAAGCAAAGAUUCGGAUUUGGUAAAAUAUCGUGUUGGGCAUUUUGAAAGGAAACAAAGAAAAUUGGAAAAUUGUUGA